Molecule: messenger RNA, 1358 nt
Organism: Archocentrus centrarchus (flier cichlid)
Lineage: Eukaryota; Metazoa; Chordata; Actinopteri; Cichliformes; Cichlidae
Exons: 10
Coding region: 163-1104 (313 amino acids)
Source: RefSeq, a predicted model, not a curated record
UAGUUAAGUGAGAGCAGCAGCGGAGGAAGAAGAAGGAACAAAAUAAAGAAAAUCAGAAAAAAAAGGAAACUUCCCGGUCCCGCUGAUGGUCACACGCCAGCUUUGAGAUCUAAAUCUGAGUGAGCAGGAGGAGAGAGAGAGAAAAGUGAAUCCAUCACCACCAUGAAGCAGUGGAGUCGCCUCUGCUUCCUCGUUCUAGUGGUUUCUCCUAUUUGCCUGGGGACAAAUGCAACAAAUACACAGGGUAACAAAGGUUCCCUUAACACCCCGACCCCUACCCCAUUCCUUCAAGGUGACAGUAAAGAUCUCGGACCCUCUGUGAAUUUGACCUUAGAGGAAACAACCAACACAACUGCAGAAGGAGUGGUUCCCAAUAAUGUAACACAGGCUGAAGAAACAACAACACAAGCCGCCACCUCGCCCACUGAAGUCAAAAGGAGUGUCCACACCAGCAGUUCUCCUACAACACCGACUCCCAGCUCACCCACUACAGUAGUGCCUGCAACUGGGUCAUCUGCAGGUUAUGUGGUCCUGGUGUUGAUCAUCAUAAUGAUUAUUGCUCUGUGUGUAAUCCUCUACCUCUUGAGGAGAGCCUCCAGGACGUAUUCAUUUGACCUGCAGCGUCCAAGUCCUGCCAACCAUCUCAACCAGCCCACUGGCACCUUUGAACAAGUCUACCUGGAUGAUCUAGAGCGACCAGCACCUAAAGAUAUUGCAGCCACUGAUGACCUUUCUCAUCCGCCGGUAGCUAACGGCACAAGUCUGCAUUCAGAGGAAAAGGACUCCACUGGAGAGACCGCUCCUGAGGAACAGCCAGAAGCAAAUGGUGUGGAGACCUCACCCACUGACAACACCACGCCUUCACUGAGCAGUGAUGAAGGUGAUAAGACAUCCGACCCACCAAGCAGUACCAACCUGUUCUUUGAUGCUAUUGAGGAGCAGCAGAAUGAAAACAACAACAACCCAACAGUUUCCUCCAGUGACCCAUUUGUUGAAAUAAGCCUGGAUGAGCCGGCCUGGUGCGAUCAGCUCCUCAACUCUUCUGAAGCACCUUCUUCGGUCCUCCCCUUCUCUCCUUUUUCAUUAUCCUCCUCGUCCUCUUAGCACCGCUGUGAUCAACAUGUAGAGGCCUGUAAUCAUGAUGCUAGCUCAGAUGAAGCUAGCUUUAACUGCCUUCUUAUUGUGUUUUAUUGUGUUUUCCAUGUUCUGGCCUCAAACUUAGCCUCAUUUAGUUUUUUUUUUCUUUCUAAAACUAAAUGUUGGACUUUGAAAGAACUUUACUUGAAUUGCUUAAAAGUGAAAAUAUGGGAAUCCCAAAGCCAGUGUUUUUCAAUUAUUUCAUGCCUAAAAACCACCAA